AUGUCCGUUACAAAAUUAUUAAAUUUACAAGGAAUUCGUGGAAUUGCAAUUAUAGCAGUUCUGGGAUUUCAUUUCUUUCCAAAUUAUUUUCCAAAUGGAUAUUUGGGAGUUGAUCAGUAAGUUUAUUUUUUUUUAAAAAUGAUAAUUUGAGAAAUUUGAGAAAUAAUUUCAGGUUCUUUGUGUUAUCUGGAUUUUUGAUGUGUAUGUUAUUGACAAAAACUGAAAAAUUACCAAAAUUUGAAAUGAUAUCAAAUUUUUAUAUUCGUAGAUUUAAAAGAAUCUUACCAUUAUAUCAAUUAAUAAUAUUUAUUUCAUUAAUUGCAUUAUAUUUAAUAUUUCCUGAUACAACAAUUGAAAUUAAUAUAAAUUCAGCAAAAAGAGCAAUAAUAUUUAUAUCAAAUCAAUUGAAAACAUUAGAAGAUGAUUAUUUUGAAAAAUUAAAUAUGGCAAUUGAUAUAUUUACACAUACUUGGUCACUUUCUGUUGAAAUUCAAUUUUAUUUAAUUGUUCCAUUUUUAUUUUUAUUACCAUUUCGAAUAAUAUCAUUAACAAUUAUAUCAAUUAUAAGUUUAUUUUAUUUUUAUAUUUUACCAUCUGAUAUUGCUUUUCCCAAUGUUUUUGCAAGAAUUUGGCAAUUUUUAAUUGGUAUGAUGGCUUUUAUUAUUCAUCAAAAUAUAUCAACUGAAUAUCGAUCAGUAAAAAAUUCGGAUGAGUGUGAAAAACAACAAAUGAUUGCUAAAACUGAAAACGGACAAUUCAAAAAUGGAAUGACUAUUAAUGAUAUUAUUAUCAGAAAUAUGACUAUCACAAUGAUACUAGUUAUAUUAUUUCCGAAAAUCAUUUUGGCUACUGUUGGGAGGUGAACCUCUUGAAGUUUUUCAAAAGUCAUAUAUAAUUUCCAGACCAUUAAUUACAUUAAUUACGGGUAUAAUUUUAAUAUUUUCAAAAGGAGAUGAUAUAUUAUUAUCAAAUAAAAUAUUAACAUAUAUUGGUGAUAUUUCAUAUUCAUUAUAUUUAAUACAUUGGCCAAUAUCUUCAUAUUGUAAAAUAACUGGAAUGCCACAUCAUAAUUGUAUUACUGUAUUUUUAUUUGUUUCUCUUAUUCUUUCAAUUUUAAUUUAUCAUAGUUUUGAGAAAUGGUAUACAAAACAAUCAAACAUGAUCAUAUUUUUCAUAACUAUUUCCUUGUUUUCGGCCAAUCUGAUAAUAUUAAAUGAGCAAUUAUUUACGUCAAAACAAUUGGAAUAUGGAUUGCCAAACAAUUUGAAUGAAUUGAUGGGUAAUAGAACUUUGGACGAUGCAAAAAGAUUGAAUCAUCAAUGGGACCUGGAUGAUUUGAAAAAUUUACAAUUCAAAUGUGGAGGAAGUACUGGAGGAUGGUGUUUACUGGAUGGAUUGAACCAGAAUAAUACAUUGAGAAUUAUAUCCUUCGGAAAUAGUUGGUCAGUAAAUCAUGCAAAGUUAAUGUAUGAAGAAUGUGGAUCAAAGGCAAAAGAAUUUCUACGAGGAUCAACUGGUGGUAAGUGAAUUUUUCAUUGGAGAAAGGUCUCAAAUUCUGUUUUCCAGGAUGUGAACCAUUAUAUCCUUUCGAAAUCUACAAAAAUUGUCCGGAAUUUCUGGCAACAGUUGAUAAAAAAGUUGAAGAAUUCAAACCAGAUUAUGCAUUUCAUGUAACUCGAGCAAUUUCAUUUGCUGACAAUUAUACAGAUGAUUUUGAAAAUGAUCCAAUUUACAAAACAAUGUUAAAUCGAACACGACAACUAGUGAAAAAUAUAAAACACAAACUAUUCUUUUUGAAUGCAAUUCCAUCCGUUAAUAGUCAAGAAGUUGAUAAAAUAGCAGACGAAUUAAAAAAUAAUAUGUCAAUGAUUGAAAUUGAUGUAAGUUCAGAAGAAAUUAUCACAAAUUGAUAUAAAUAAUUGUUUCAGAAAAAGGUAUUAGUGAAUAAUAAAAGACAUUUGUCGUCAAGAAAACGAUAUGCUCAAUUAGUAAAAGAUUGUGGAUCGAAGUGUGAACUCAUUGAUUAUCAUCAAUUAUUUUAUCGGCAUGACACAAAAAUGUAUCGAUAUUAUGAUAAUAAUGGUUUUGCAUAUAUGUCUGGUGGAAAUCAUCUAACUCCGUAUGGUUGGGAAUUUGUUAGACCGAUUUGGAGAGAUGUUUGUAGUAAACUUCAAUAA
Caenorhabditis angaria is the source of this 2177-nucleotide messenger RNA. The record is from the annotation of a GenBank genome assembly. NCBI's taxonomy places the organism in Eukaryota, Metazoa, Nematoda, Chromadorea, Rhabditida, Rhabditidae.